This is a messenger RNA of Paramecium octaurelia, 647 nucleotides long. The record is from the annotation of a GenBank genome assembly. NCBI's taxonomy places the organism in Eukaryota, Ciliophora, Oligohymenophorea, Peniculida, Parameciidae.
AUUAAUGAGGCUAUCUAAAUAUAUUGGCAGAAUCCUCUUGGCCAUCUUGUAUGUACAUGCAGGAUUCUCUUAAUUUUUUCAUUAAGAUUCCUACAUCCACUAUGUUAACAUACGAUACCCAGUAUUUUAUGCAUAUGCAAAAAAUCUAAUUGGAUCACCCUUAGAGAAUAUCGAAACAUUUGUAUCAAAUAACUUAAUAAAUAAGAAACCAGCUAAUUUUAUUCAAUACACACCAAACAUAAUCCUCGGCUUUGGUAUAACAUAGACAUUGCUUGGAUUUGCUGUUGGAAUAGGAUUCCAAAAGGCUGGGUAUUUGCUAGCAUUUCUAACAGUGAUAAUUACUGGAUAUGCUCACAAUCCUUUAAUUUACUCAAAAUAAGUGUAUUUGAAAAUUAUAAUUGUUUAUUAGGGAUAUUGAUAGAGAAUAUCUGUAAAUAAUUUUUAAUAUUGGAAUCAUAGGAGCUUUAUUUUUAGUUCGCAAAAACAAAAGUAGUAAAAAUUUGAAUGCUAAGAAUGCAGCGUAUUAUAUAAUUUAUUUUAGUGAAUCAAUUGGAGAAGAGUAGAAAAAACCUGAAUAACCUCAGCAAUAAAAUAAGGAGACAAUUCCCCAAGGGAAUGCAAAAAAAGCUAAAGGAAAGGCUUUAUGA